AUGACAAUUUACUCUCUUUGGAUCUUUGAUAGACAUUGUAAUUGCAUAUUUGACAGAGAAUGGACGUUGAAGUCUAAUCAGGCCAGUGGAACUACCAAUUCUAAGCAAAACGAAGAUACUGCAAAACUCAUUUAUGGUAUGGUAUUUUCUUUACGUUCCAUAGCACAAAAGCUCUCUCGAAAUGAGUCGCGAAAUGAAAUUAGAACAAUCGCAACAGGUAAGUACCGUGCUCACAUCCUUUGCACAGCGACAGGCCUUUGGUUCGUUAUUCUAAGUGAUUUGAAGCAGGAAGAUUUGUCGCAUGUUCUUCGAUACAUUUACAGCGAGAUAUAUGUGAAUUACGUCGCAAAUAACUGGCUUGGUCCCAUAGACUUUGCAGAAACAGAACAAGAAAAAAGAGGGCAAGGUACCAGGAAGAUCACUAAUAGAAAUUUUGUACGUGGCAUAGAGCAGUUUUUGAGCCCGAUGGUAACAAGGUGA
Messenger RNA from Lachancea fermentati, 480 nucleotides. Lineage: Eukaryota; Fungi; Ascomycota; Saccharomycetes; Saccharomycetales; Saccharomycetaceae. The record is from the annotation of a GenBank genome assembly.